AUGCCUAAUCCUAUUGUUAAGGGUGUAUCGAGUUUUAUCGCUGCAUUAUCAAAGGGUUGGAACACACUAAUAACGGGAUAUCUUCCGAAGAAGAUCCAAAGUAAGGAAAGGUUUAUUUAUACCUUAAGAUUUACUCCUCCAAGAAUUCGCGGUGCAAGAAGCGAAAGCAUACUAAAUAUACUGAAAGAGAAGAAUUUUAUUAUAAAAGAAGUGCUCAAAGAAAAUAUAGGAUAUAUAAAAGGAGAAGAUUUCGAAGCAAUUAAAACGUUUGAUGACCCAAAUACUGACCAUGAAACAAUACAAUUGAUAAAAGAUUACAAAGAACCAGAAACAAAUCGUCCUUUAGAUGGAAUUAUUAAGUACUUAAUCGAUUUGGCAAAUGUCAAGAAAGGCAAGAAAAAUGCUCCGUGA
Molecule: messenger RNA, 411 nt
Organism: Funneliformis mosseae
Lineage: Eukaryota; Fungi; Glomeromycota; Glomeromycetes; Glomerales; Glomeraceae
Source: the annotation of a GenBank genome assembly